Messenger RNA from Fukomys damarensis (Damara mole-rat), 421 nucleotides. RefSeq names its product cytochrome c oxidase assembly protein COX20, mitochondrial. Gene Ontology annotation, biological process: mitochondrial respiratory chain complex IV assembly. NCBI's taxonomy places the organism in Eukaryota, Metazoa, Chordata, Mammalia, Rodentia, Bathyergidae. The record is from RefSeq and is a predicted model, not a curated record. The transcript has 4 exons. Gene Ontology annotation, cellular component: mitochondrial inner membrane; mitochondrion. The coding region runs from base 1 to 399 and encodes 132 amino acids.
AUGAGCAUUGAUACAAGCGAUUUAAAUGGCUCCAAUUUGGUGUGGAAAUUCUUGAACUUUCCUGAGUUCAGUCGAAGUGAGCUGCUGCCCUUUAAGCUCCUAGGAAUUUUAGAUGUUGAAAACAUUCCCUGUGCACGGGAUUCAAUAUUGUAUGGUUCAUUAGGAUCUGUUGUGGCCGGACUUGGACACUUUCUGUUAACUAGCAGAAUUAGAAGGUCAUGCGAUGCUGGUGUAGGAGGAUUCGUCCUGGUGACCUUAGGAUGCUGGUUCCAUUGCAGGUAUAAUUAUGCAAAGGAAAGAAUACGGCAAAGAACAGCCAGAGAAGGAAUGAAAAAUAAGAUUUUAUAUGAAAGCACCCACCUCGAUCCUGAAAGAAAAAAAACCAACAGCAGCAACUGAGUAGUAACUUGAACAUGGAAAA